Messenger RNA from Saccostrea cuccullata (small rock oyster), 2411 nucleotides. Its product is annotated as adiponectin receptor protein-like. Gene Ontology annotation, biological process: adiponectin-activated signaling pathway. Lineage: Eukaryota; Metazoa; Mollusca; Bivalvia; Ostreida; Ostreidae. The record is from RefSeq and is a predicted model, not a curated record. Gene Ontology annotation, molecular function: signaling receptor activity. Gene Ontology annotation, cellular component: plasma membrane. The coding region runs from base 221 to 1432 and encodes 403 amino acids. The transcript is spliced from 7 exons.
UCGAUUUUGUGAUUUGGGUAAAACGUCAUUCACACUUCCUUUAAUCAUUAGCCAUUUUCCCUGUAAUCCCAGAGUGAUCAUACGAGGUGGAUUUCGCAAGCUUGACUGAAUACACUCUAAUCACACAGGAUGGAUCGGACCACAGGCUGAAGAAUUCCUAUCCUGAAAACAAAGAAACUACAGUUAUUUUAUCUAUUUAACAUUACAAUAUCUACCAAAAAUGGCCAGUACCAGUCAUUCUGAUAGUGGAGACGUGUGCUCAAUAACUGAGAGUCCGAUUAUUGUACAACCUAAGUCUAUAGACAGCCAGGAUAUAAAUCAUAUAACACUAGACAGUGACUUUUCUGACGGUGAAGAUGAUCUAACUUUGUCUCGGAAAGCUGCAUCUCAGAAAUCAGAGUCAGGCAAACUCUUAUUUUCCAAAAGAUUUAGAAGAGUAAGGGGACAUAACAAUGAAGAUGAGGAUGAUGAAGACCUGAAGGUGUCCCAUCAUCACUCCAGAAUGGAGGAUUUUCUGUCGGGGACGUGUAAAGCUGCCGAACAAGCUGAGGAGUUCGUUAAGAAGGUGUGGGCAGCGGGGUGGAGGGUGGUGCACCAUCACUCCCUCCCUGACUGGCUCCAAGAUAAUGACUUCCUUCACACUGGUCACCGCCCACCCACCAACUCAUUCCUCGUCUGUUUCAAAUCUAUUUUUAGAAUACAUACAGAAACUGGGAACAUUUGGACACAUCUGUUAGGGAUGAUAGCUUUUAUUGGAAUAGCCAGUUACUUUCUAUCCCGGCCUACAGUAGAGGUACAGUGGCAGGAGAAAGCAGUUUUCUCGGCAUUCUUUGCGGGGGCCAUUCUCUGUUUAGGAUUCUCCUGGAUUUUCCACACAGUGUUUUGUCACAGUGAGCGCAUUGGAAAACUUUUCAACAAGUUGGACUAUUGUGGCAUAGCUCUGCUCACCAUGGGCUCCUUUGUUCCAUGGCUAUAUUACAGUUUUUACUGCCGUUUAGGACCCAAGAUUGCGUACCUUGUGUUAAUAUUUGUCCUCGGCACAUGCUGUAUUGUGGUUUCUCUGUGGGAUAAAUUUGCAGAACCAGAAUUCAGGGGAAUUCGAGCUGGUGUAUUUAUUGCCCUAGGCCUUAGUGGAGUGGUGCCAGCCAUGCAUUACGUUAUUAUUGAGGGGUUUUAUCAUGCCAUUAACUUCGCCGCCUUAGGUUGGCUGUGUCUGAUGGCUCUGCUAUAUAUUGUGGGGGCUCUUAUAUAUGCCUUCAGGAUCCCUGAGAGGAUUUUCCCUGGAAAAUUUGACAUUUGGUUUCAGAGUCAUCAGAUCUUUCACAUGUUUGUGUUGGCGGCUGCCCUUGUUCACUUUCAUGGAAUUUCCAAGAUUGCCAAUUACAGGCUGACAUUAGGGGAAUGUCUAGACAGUGAAUUAAUAGAAUCCUAAGCUCCUAGUAAAAACCACAACCCCUUCACAGUGGUUUUGUUUGUGUUUUCUGGGUAUGUUUUAUGUGAUAAUUUUGUGAAGAUGUAAUUAUUGUGAUAGACACAUCCCAAUUGGCAUAUUUGUAUUUGACAUACAAGUAUAACAAAAUUUGCAAUGAUAUAAAAAUUAAAUGUCAAACAAAUAUAUAAACAUUUUUAUCUGAAAAAAUUGUUUCAGAAAUGUGUGUCCUUUACUUGCUACAUAGUGAAAACAUCGAUUUGGACAAAAAUUGUUUUGUAAAGGAUGAAAUUUAUUUCAAUUUUUUUUCAAAUCACCAAGUCUUUCAUGAAGUACUAUGUAACUGUACAUUACUAUUUACAUCAUAUAUUAAACAGAAAAAAAAAAUCAAUCUUUAUACCUCAAAGUUAACUAGUACACUGUAUUUGUUAUAUUUUGGGCUGAAUGGUGUGUUUGCACUUGUUGAUGUAUUUUAUUCACUGUAUUUAUUAUAGUCAUCAAUAUUAAUUCAGAUAUCAUGCUAGGGCACCAUUACAUUUUAUUAACUUCAUUUGAUGUAUAAUGCUAUAAAUGUUUUUUGAAAAGAUUUUUUAUUUAUUCUUUUGGGGAUCAUUUAAUUGGUCUGAUAUUUUAAAAUGAUUUCAUGGAUUUGGCAUAUCCUUUGACAGGGUAUGAUUCCUUUCUAUUCUUCCAUCAUUUAACCUACAUAUACAUAACUUGCUCAGUCAAAAGUUAACUUUUUAUGCAUCCAAAAAUUUUGAUUAUUUAUAUUUUUCUCUUCAACUAUGGUGGUAAAAUAGCCAAGAUUUAAUUGAUCAAAAUGCAUGGAACUGCAGACAUAUUUUUAUCAAUUCAAUUUGACUGGGGGUCAUCAGUUAACACACUUGAUAUUCAUCUGAUGUGAAAUUGACAAAGAGAGAAUACAUUGUAAACUUGGAUGAGGGUUUGAUUCAAUGAAAUCUUUACAAACCACCCCCUCCCC